AUGGAAAGACAGUACAAGACUUUUAAUCAACACCUUAACAUCUUAGAAAAGGAGUCGUAUGAUAUUAAGAUUAAAAUGUCGGACAUAGAAAAUACUAAUGACUUUAUCAUGUCCAGCAUCAUAGCUAACAAUGUCCUGGCAAAUUUGCGUAAUAUUCAAGAUACUCUUUUGGAUACCAUUACUAACCUUCAACAUUUUAAUGUGCAUCUUUUGUCACCUAUUCAGAUGGAAAACGAGCUAAGUAUCAUAUCCAGCCAGAUAACAAAGGAUUUGUCAUUACCGUUAGAUAACCUCCGAAAUAAUUUAUCCAACCUAUACAGGAUUUUAAAGGUCAAAGCUAGAAUGACGAAACAGUAUUUCAUUUUUGAGAUCCAAAUACCUCUUACAAGUAGAGACGACUACGAAAUUUACAAUGCCAUACCUCUCUAUCACCAAAUCGCUAACUCAUCACGUACUAUGGUUAAUCUUCUCCCAAUAUCUGAUCACAUAGCAAUAAAUUUGAAGAAAGAUACCUUCAUACCGGUAACUGAGAAUGACUUUAAGAACUGUAUAGAAUACAACGAUAAUAUUUUAUCAAAUUAUCUUUGCCAAAUUCAAACGCCCGUCUACGAGAGACAGACGGACGAAAACCUUUGUAUAAAAAGUAAACAAACGAACAGCUGUGAAAUCACAACUAGCGCGUGUCAAACUACAUGGAAAAAGCUUACUAAGUUAAACACAUAUCUAAUUAAUUGUUGCGGGCAAUGUACUUUUCGUUUUAUAUGUCGAGAUCGGGUUACCGUCGAACAGGUGACGGGAACUAAUAUUAUAAUUCUCGGUACCGACUGCAUCAUUCGGGGAAAUACGCUAGUGAUAACGCCUCAUAAAUUAUUGACUAAUGAGUUAAAUAUCGAGCCGGUAAUCUUUGCACCAGAGAUCGCACCCGUCAAUAGCAUCAUCAAUAUAUCCAUCCCUAUCCACACGAUGAAUAUAUCAGACGGUUUCGGACAAGAUAUCGAUAACAUCGAAAACAAUAUAAAGCAGCUAAAGUCGGCUUCGGACAGCCUAGAAAAUGAAUCCAAUAGCCUGAGCUAUCAUGACGUCCAUCACUACGUCGCCAUCUACUGCCUGGCGGCCGCAGGGCUGGCGGUUGCGGGCGGCGCGUGGGUGCGCGCGACCUGCAGACGCGCUCGAGCCGCGCGCCCGCCUCCGAGCAGUGGUCAGCAGGACACUACUGUACAUUGUGUGUGUUCCAAAAAUUUUAAGUGUAUAAGUGUGAGUGAAAAAGCAGAGCAAAGUGAUUACAGUGUCAGUGUUCUCGGUCAAGACAUUCCAAAUCAGACUAAUCGAUCGGUUCAUAAAAACACUUCGCCUGUUUUAUUAAAAUGUAAUUUUAGACGUACUCGCUAA
Molecule: messenger RNA, 1389 nt
Organism: Melitaea cinxia (Glanville fritillary)
Lineage: Eukaryota; Metazoa; Arthropoda; Insecta; Lepidoptera; Nymphalidae
Exons: 1
Coding region: 1-1389 (462 amino acids)
Source: RefSeq, a predicted model, not a curated record